Molecule: messenger RNA, 3550 nt
Organism: Linum trigynum
Lineage: Eukaryota; Viridiplantae; Streptophyta; Magnoliopsida; Malpighiales; Linaceae
Source: the annotation of a GenBank genome assembly
CAUACCCUCUCUAUCUUCGUAUUGGUUUAAGUUUCUUAUCCCCAUCCCCAUUCCAAUAGUUUUCGGAUACUCAUGGAUGAUACCAUCCAUGCAAAUCCAAACCAAAUUCAACUUAAAAUUAAUGUAAUUAAGUGAAAGACACGUACGAUUUAGAAGUAGGACGUUGAACAAAGAUUGUAUAUCAUAAAUGAGCUACAAAAAUACGAGAAACAUAACAAAGCUAAACUUAAGUUCUUAGGGGAAAUUAGGGAAAUAAGAUGGCAUAUAUAUAUAUAUGGUGGUGUAUUCGGUGCACCCACUUUUUCGGGUGCACUCAGUGCACCCGCCUCAUAAUUAUCAUUCUGAGCAUGCGAUUCAUAUCAAAACGGUAUCAAUUGUAGCUUAUGAUAUUAUGAACAAGAAGCACAUAAAUUUGAAAAAAAUUCAUUCCAAAUUCACUUUAAUUCGAAGGAUUUAGGAUUAGGGAUUUAGGGUUAGGGUUUAGGUUUACAAUUAAGGAUUUUGGGUUGGGAUUCAAAAUUGAAGGUUAAGGGGAUAGGGUAAUGGAUUGAUUUGUUAUGAUUCUAUGUCAUAUCAUCAUAUUAUAUUGAGAGUACUAGUUAAAGUUCAAAAUCGAUGUAUUAUGGACGCUUUUAGAGUUGGGUGCACUGAGUGCACCCAAAAAAGUGAGUGCACCGAAGUAGCCACCAUAUAUAUAUAUAUUUAGAUGGAAUUGAAAAAGUGAAAUGAAGGUUUUUUUUAAAUAUUUUAGUACAAAAUGAAAGAUGGAGAGAUCAAAUGACAUGUAAUUGGGUGUUCAUAGUAUAUGAAUUAUAUAUAGGCGAUUGUGGGUAUGAAGCAUAGACACCUAAUUUUAUUCCCACCACUUUUUAUUAUUUUAUUACACAUACCUGUUCCAUCACCGGGUCAAUGCGGAAAAUCCCCUCACUGACUGAGUCGAAUAUCCACCAUCGUGAAUACAAUUGUCAUUCCUAAUAGUCUUAACACCAAAGAUUGAAAUACAGUACCGUACCAGCAGUUCGACAAGAAAAACCUCUUACUAGAUCAAUAGGCGAUACUUAGUGGUAUAAAUCGAUUGAACCACGAUUUUAACAUAAAAUACCUUAUCGCUAAGUUUUUCAGUACUAACCUACAAUACAGUAUUUCAAUCUUUGGCUUAACAACCAAUUUUUUUUUCCAAUAGUGGUUGAAUCUUAUUGUGCAAGUCCACAUACAAGUGGUUUGACAAGUGACAAACCAUGUUCGCAAGUGGCAACUGAACCCGCAACCUCUCCUUAUUCCUUAACCAGAACGAGCCAUCCAUUCCAUCCCUCUCCGGCUUUCCUCUCCAUUUCCCCGUCUCUCUGCUCCGCCGUACAAGUAUCCACAGGACCGAGGCGGAGGAGGAAAAAGUAGGAAGAUGGUGUCGCCUUCUCAAAAGAAGAAUCUCAGAGAUUCUCUCUUGUCCACCAAACUCAAGAAGCUCACCGUUAACCCGCCGGAUUCCGCCUCCGACUUCGACUUCUCUGAAGUUUUCGGUCCCACCACACCUCACCUCGACCCGCUUCUUCCGGAUCCGGAUCCAGACACCGCCUCUUCCUCCGCCUCAACCUCCUCGUCUUCUUCUUCUUCCGCACGCGCCGCCGCAGCAGCGUUGGACCCGCUCGUCAUCCACAACCGGUCCCACUCCUUCGUGGGGCCCUCCCCUCGCUACACCCUCUCCGUCCCUCUCCCCUUCAACAAAAUCCAAGAAGAAGACGACGACGAGGACGAAGAUCCCGCCGCCGCUGCCGUAGUUGAAUCUCCAAUUGCCGCCGUCGGAGAUGGCGAAUUCGAGAGGAAUGGAGAAGGAGAAGAGGAGGGAAGAAAUUGUGAGGAUGGGAGCAUCAGCGGGAGGAUUGGGCCUAGUGAUUUUGAGAUUCUGAGAAUGGUAGGGCAGGGAGCGUUUGGGAAAGUGUUUCUGGUGAAGAAGAAGAAGAAGACGACUGCGAAGAGCAAUGGUGAUGGCGAUAGCGAUGGGAUUUAUGCUAUGAAAGUGAUGAAGAAGGACAGCAUUAUAAAGAAGAAUCAUGUGGAUUACAUGAGAGCAGAGAGGGAUAUUCUAACCAAAGUCGUCCAUCCUUUCAUCGUCCAGCUUCGUUACUCUUUCCAGACCAAAACCAAGCUUUAUCUCAUCCUGGAUUUCAUUAAUGGAGGCCAUCUCUUCUUCCACCUCUAUCGUCAGAGGAUCUUCAGCGAGGAUCAAGCCAGGCUCUAUGCUGCUGAGAUUGUGUCUGCUGUUUCACAUCUCCAUGAUUGCGGGAUUGUGCAUCGUGAUCUUAAGCCUGAAAACAUUCUCAUGGAUUCUGACGGACAUGUUAUGCUGACUGAUUUUGGACUUGCAAAGGAAAUUGACGAGUCAAGUCGGUCAAACUCGAUGUGUGGAACCACCGAAUACAUGGCUCCUGAAAUUUUACUGUCUAAAGGCCACAAUAAAGAUGCAGAUUGGUGGAGUGCUGGAAUCCUCUUGUAUGAAAUGCUAUCGGGACAGCCUCCAUACACACACCAGAAUAGGAAGAAGCUCCAGGAAAAGAUCAUUAAGGAGAAGUUCAAGCUUCCACCUUUUGUAAGCACUGAGGGUCAUUCUCUGCUCAAAGGGUUGCUGCAAAAGGAUCCUUCAAAAAGGCUAGGGAGUGGACCAAGGGGAGGGGAUGAGAUUAAACACCACAAAUGGUUUCAGUCGAUCAACUGGAAAAAGUUGGAGGCGAGAGAGCUGCAGCCCAAGUUCAAACCCGAUGUGAGUGGAAAAGCUUGCAUAGCGAAUUUCGACAAGUGUUGGACUACCAUGCCUCCAGAUGACUCACCAGCUUCCACCCCAACUGCCGGGGAACAUUUCCAAGGCUACACUUACGUUGCACCGAACCCUUGGCUUUCAUCAGUUUGAAGUAAGAGGGUACCAGGCAGAAGUACUUCCAUAGCCUGAUCACCACAUAAUGACUCUGUGAGUGUAACUUUAUUUUGUUAUAACUAAUAUGACAUUUGCAUGUCACGUUCUUGAUAUGUUUGGCCUGACCAAAAAUUUAAGAGCCUCGCAGACGUAUGAGUAGCGUAAAUUACUUUGAUGUUAGGUGUAUAAAUAGCAUCUUUCACCUUACUCUCUGUUGACCCUGAAAGAUGAGAGAUAUCCAGAAAACAUGAUCACUUCAAGUGAGGAAGAACCAGGCUUCAAAAAUAACUACUCAUAUCGCAAGUUAUUUGGGGGGAAAAACCCUAGUUGGCAUGACAGAAAACCUAUAGUACCCCCCAAAUAAAUACGAUUUGCUUACCAUAGGUUGUACCUUGUGCCCAGAGCUGUCAAAGGCGCUUGCUCAUAUCUUUUUGGUGUUAAGUCUUGUGGGCUAGACUUUGAUAGAAGUUUGAUAUAGAUUUGUGUAGCUAGAGCCAUUUUUGUUGGACACUUGAAACUGUGAGGAUUUGUGGUGUUUGAAAGGAUUGAAAUUUGUUGGAACUUUCUCGAGAGGUUGGGUGUAAAGAACAUAAGUGAAUUAUAUGAAGUUUGGAUGCUAUGCAACAAUAAAUUCUUUGCUAAAUG